Messenger RNA from Vitrella brassicaformis, 2043 nucleotides. NCBI's taxonomy places the organism in Eukaryota, Vitrellaceae. The record is from the annotation of a GenBank genome assembly.
GUCGUAGCGAGACUCUUUCGGACAGCCAGGCGGUCGGUUUUCGGCAGCGCCGAGCGCCUGCGUGAGCUCCUCAACUCGCCCAGCUGAUCGAGCGGGAAGGUACGAUGAAUCAAGGAAAAGAGCAGCAGAGAUCUGCAUCCAUCCAUCGUGUGUGUGCGGCUGGGCUGUCUAUGUCCGUCGGGGUUCCCCUGUUCGUUUGUCAGCGGCUUCUCAGUGUCUGGUGCACGUUCAUUCCCCGACGUGCAGAUGCUGGCCUACUCUGAGAUGCUGGACGGCUGCCAAGCCAUCACAGAGGCCGUCACAAGUGUGUCGCUGAUGGCGACACCAGAUAUGGUAAGCACUGCAGGCGGCCAUCUGCACACACGACACGCACAUUGUGUUGUGUCGGUCCAACAGGCAAUGCGGUCAACGUCAAGAGGACGGUGCAGGUGGCACCCACGAAGUGCGGCUACACUGCCGGCAAGGAGGCCACCCCACUGAAGACGCCUGCGUGCGCGUCAAGGCCGCCAUAGACGCGCGGUGCGCUCGGCCACACCGCAGCCAUUGCGUGCAGUCUCUCACAUGUCAUGUCCUUGGUGUGGAUGUCUGUGUGUGUCAGGAGUGAGGGCGCUGACAUCUGCAGCCUGGCCCGCACCGACGCGCGGGCGUCCCUCGGGUGAGAGAGAUGCGAGAGGGAGGAGAGAAGAGAGUCGACAAGCAUUCAAGAAACAACUAUCGUGUGGGUGUGGGUGGGUGUAUGGGUGCAGGCUCGACGAGGCUAUCCGCCGCUGCCAGGCUGUCCACGCAAUGAAUGGGUGCUGACAUCGCAUCGCAUCGCAUUCCUGGAGGCACCACGGACCGUCGAAGAGAUGCGACGCUACUGCAGGUACCCCUCCACCCACCCACCAACCAACCCGCCCCCAAGCCCGCAGAGACGCAUGUGUGUCCCUUCUCUCUCUCUCUCUCUCUCUGUGUGUGUGUAUGUAUGUGUGGAUCACCCGGCCAGUGAGGUGGGCGGUCCGAAGAAUGGAAUAAACGGAAUGUAUGGCGUUCGUCGCCAUUGUCAUUCAUCAAUCCAAGGGUGCGGCGGUCCUCCGACACGACGCCGUUCCUGGCGGUGCGGUGCAGGAGCUCGAGGAGGUGGGGCAGUACAACCUGGUGUCAUCUACUCGACGUCGCUCGUGUCGACCUCCAUCAAGGCCGUCAAGGGCGUCCUCCCCCACAAUCUCCUUUUUCUCCGGCGGGUUCAACGAAGUACGCCGUGGCCUUCAAGCAGCACCACCAGCAGCAGCCUGAAGACGCCCACCGACUCUUGGUCCAACUCGCCCGACUCGAAGCACUUCGGCGCGACCAGUGCUCGUGUGGGCUCGAUGGCCUCGACCAUCGCCUCUGACGGGCAGCGUGCAAUUCGACUGACUGAGCCAUUCCCACACAUCCGCCACACACACGGAUGGCGGGAUGUGUGUUUAAGAAGAGUGGAGGGAGAGGAGGGAUGGACUUUAGUCGAUCGACUGACUGAACUGCACUUGCCGGUCGUAUGUGUGCGUGUGUGCGUGUUUGUUCAUUUUGCAAACGAAACGUGUGCUGUGUGUGCUGUGCCGUCGAUCGAGACGGCCGCACGCAGGCAGGCAGGAAGGUCGUACCGUAGCACCGAACGUUGCAACAGCGUGCGCUCCUGUGAUCGCUCUGCUCUGACUGGCCACGAGGUUGCCGGCCAUAUGUGUCUCACUCACAUCACCCAUACGUGGUCACCACAGCCGCCCACCGUCUCGUACGUGUUGUCCUUUACUUCCCGUGUCUCUGUAAAUUGUACAUCCGGGGGGGCAUCCACAGCAUCUCCCUGGUGCAUGCGCGUGCGAGCGGUGAGAGGGAAGGUGGGCUACUCUGUCGGGUUGACGUUUGUAUGUCCCGUGUGUGUGUCGACGUCUGGGCACAUGUGUGCGUAUCACAUGUGUCAGUGUGUGUUGAUUGCCGCUGUCUGCCCUCUCCAUCUCUCUCGGGUCGUGUUGGUUGACCAUUGGCCAUGGCCAUGGGUGUGAGGUAAGGAUGAGUGAAUCAUCAGCU